Messenger RNA from Mesoplodon densirostris (Blainville's beaked whale), 1371 nucleotides. RefSeq names its product solute carrier family 29 member 2 (gene SLC29A2). Gene Ontology annotation, molecular function: nucleoside transmembrane transporter activity. Gene Ontology annotation, biological process: uridine transmembrane transport; nucleoside transmembrane transport; adenine transport. The transcript is spliced from 12 exons. The record is from RefSeq and is a predicted model, not a curated record. NCBI's taxonomy places the organism in Eukaryota, Metazoa, Chordata, Mammalia, Artiodactyla, Ziphiidae. Gene Ontology annotation, cellular component: basolateral plasma membrane; plasma membrane. Bases 1 to 1371 code for a protein of 456 amino acids.
AUGGCGCGAGGAGACGCCCCGCAGGACAGCUACCACCUGGUCGGGAUCAGCUUCUUCAUCCUGGGGCUGGGCACCCUCCUUCCCUGGAACUUCUUCAUCACAGCCAUCCCGUACUUCCAGGGGCGUCUGGCAGGGGCCAACGGCACCACCGAGACCCUGGGCACCAACCACACGAGGCCUGCAGACACCUUCAACUUCAACAACUGGGUGACACUGCUGUCCCAGCUGCCUCUGCUGCUCUUCACACUCCUCAACUCCUUCCUGUACCAGUGCAUCCCUGAGACGGUGCGGAUUCUGGGCAGCCUGCUGGUCAUCCUGCUGCUCUUUACCCUGACGGCGGUGUUGGUCAAGGUGGACAUGAGCCCCGAGCCCUUCUUCUCCAUCACCAUGGCCUCUGUCUGGUUCAUCAACUCCUUCUGUGCAGUUCUGCAGGGCAGCCUCUUCGGGCAACUGGGCACCAUGCCUUCCAUGUACAGCACCCUCUUCCUCAGCGGCCAGGGCCUGGCUGGGAUCUUCGCUGCUCUUGCCAUGCUCAUGUCCAUGGCCAGUGGCGUGGAUGCCCAGACCUCCGCCCUGGGGUACUUCAUCACGCCCUGCGUGGGCAUCCUCAUGUCCAUCGUGUGUUACCUGAGCCUGCCCCACCUGAAGUUUGCCCGCUACUACCUGGCCAAGAAACCAUCAAAGGCACAAGGUCAAGAGCUGGAGACUAAAGCUGAGCUCCUCAAGUCUGAUGAGAAGAACGGGAUUCCCAACAGCCCCCAAAAGGCAGCCCUGACUCUGGAUCUUGACCCUGAGAAGGAGACAGAGAUGGAGCCAGAGGAACCCCAGAGGCCAGGAAAACCUUCAGUUUUCAUUGUCUUCCAGAAGAUCUGGCUGACGGCGCUGUGCCUUGUGUUGGUCUUCACAGUCACCCUGUCCGUCUUCCCAGCCAUCACAGCCAUGGUGACGAGCUCCACCAGCCCUGGGAAGUGGAGUCAGUUCUUCAACCCCAUCUGCUGCUUCCUUCUCUUCAACGUCAUGGACUGUCUGGGACGGAGCCUGACCUCUUACUGCCUGUGGCCAGACAAAGACAGCCGGCUGCUGCCCCUGCUGGUCUGCCUGCGCGUCCUGUUUGUGCCGCUCUUUAUGCUGUGCCACGUGCCCGAGAGGUCCCGGCUGCCCAUCCUCUUCCCACAGGAUGCCUACUUCAUCACUUUCAUGCUGCUUUUUGCUGUUUCAAAUGGUUACCUGGUGUCCCUCACCAUGUGCCUGGCGCCCAGGCAGGUGCUGCCAUAUGAGAGGGAGGUGGCCGGCACCCUCAUGACCUUCUUCCUGGCUCUGGGGCUCUCCUGUGGAGCCUCCCUCUCCUUCCUCUUCAAGGCGCUGCUCUGA